GUUUCAGUAGAAUGGUAGCGUUAGCGGUGUAUCUCCUUUUAAGUGUGCGUAUAAUUCAAGUAUUGUAUCCACGUGUUCGAGACAUUGGUUGAAAGAAAUGGAAUAUGAACCAGUGGAUGAAGUUGUUGACGAAGAUAUGGAUGAAAGUAGCAGUGACAGCGACGAAGAAGAUUCUGUGAAUGACGACGAGACUGAAGAUAAAGAGGAUCAAAAUAAUGAAUCCGAAGUGUAUCUUCCUGGAAAGCCAUUAGAGACUUGGGAAGAACUUAUAGUCGACAAAACAGCAUAUAGAAUGUUACAUCAUGCACAAUCUGGUGCACCUUGUCUUAGUUUUGAUGUAAUUUUAGACAACCAGGGUAAUAAUAGAGAAGAUUAUCCUUUGAGCAUGUACCUUGUUGCUGGAACUCAAGCUGCAAAGGCACAUGUCAAUAAUCUUCUUGUUAUGAAAAUGAAAAAUCUUCAUGGUACAAAAGACGAUUCUGAAGAUGAAUCUGACGACGAUGAUUUGGAUAGCGAAGGUAAUGAAAGUACUCCAGUAAUGACUGUCGCACCGAUAAAACACCAAGGAUGUGUUAAUAGAGUAAAAUAUACAAAAAUUGACGAAACUCCUUUAGCUGCAAGUUGGAGUGAAUUAGGCCGUGUACAUAUUUGGAAUUUAGAAGAACAAUUAAGAGUACUUGACAACGAAGAGCUACUUCGGGCAUAUCGUAAAAAAUGCGAAAAAAGCGAUGGAGGCGUUAAACCAUUAUUUACCUUCAAAGGACAUCUUUCGGAAGGAUACAGUCUUGAUUGGUGUUCAACAGAAUUAGGUACUCUAGCUUCUGGCGACUGCAAAGGCAACAUCCAUAUAUGGCACAUCGGCGAUAAUAAUGGUUGUGCAACAUGGCACGUGGAUCAAAGACCGUAUAAUUCACAUUCUCCACACAGCGUCGAAGAUCUUCAAUGGUCCCCUAAUGAAAAACAUGUACUGGCUUCGUGUUCCGUCGAUAAAAGCAUUAAAAUUUGGGAUACAAGGGCAAGCCCACAAUCUGCCUGUAUGUUGACAGCAGUCGGAGCACAUACUGCUGACAUUAAUGUAAUUUCAUGGAAUCGUAAAGAGAAUCAAUUUCUUGUAUCUGGUGGUGAUGAUGGUUUGAUUUGUGUAUGGGAUUUACGUCAGUUUGGCCCUAAUGGUUCGAGUCCAUUAGCCGUGUUUAAGCAACACACUGCACCUGUUACAACAAUAGAAUGGAAUCCUCAGGAAGGUACAGUUUUCGCUUCCGGCGGGGCUGACGAACAAAUUGCUCAAUGGGACUUGUCGGUGGAAACCGAUCAGUCGGAGGAGAUGGAAAAUAAUGAGCUAAAAGAAUUACCCCCGCAAUUGUUAUUUAUACAUCAAGGUCAAACAGAUAUUAAGGAAUUGCAUUGGCAUCCUCAAUGUCCGGGCGUUGUAAUAUCGACAGCACAUUCGGGAUUUAAUAUAUUCCGUACAAUUAGUGUAUAA
Molecule: messenger RNA, 1483 nt
Organism: Colletes gigas
Lineage: Eukaryota; Metazoa; Arthropoda; Insecta; Hymenoptera; Colletidae
Product: glutamate-rich WD repeat-containing protein 1
Exons: 4
Coding region: 98-1483 (461 amino acids)
Molecular function (GO): protein binding
Source: RefSeq, a predicted model, not a curated record